AUGCCUCCCAAGAAAACUCUCGAUCAGAAGAAGAAGGAUUGGUCAGCGAUAUUCACUUGGGUCGAGUGGGCAGUCGACGACGAUGGGGAGGAUCUCUUCAAAUGCUCUGUGUGCACAAAGGGUGUUUGGAGUGACUAUAGAAGAUUCUCUGGGAACAUGCAGAAGUCUCUGUUCGACCAGCACGCGGACGACAAACACCAUCGCGAGAGCCUCCUACAAGCUGAGGGUAAGGCCCACAUGAAGGCCUACUGGGGUGGCAUCAUCGCAAGCGCACAGGCUAAGAAGCAGGAGGAAGAGGAGAAGAUGGUAGCAGAGAAGAGCCAGCAGUUCAAGGCUCUCCUGUGGCUUGUGCAGAAUGAGGUUGCUAUGGCGAAAUACCCCAGCUUCAUCGAGCUCAUUGACGAGCUCGUCAGCCGCGAGCAUAGUCAUACCUCGACUAAGUCUGGCUGGGAGAUGGCUCGCUCGUGUUCCGCUGUCUGCAGGAAGCGUUGGACCGACAGGAUUAGGGAGGCACCCAUGCACUGCCUUAUACUGGAUAGCACAAAUGAUGGGGACAAUUGGGUUGCUAUCCUUUGCCGUUUCGUUGACUCGAGUGGGAGAACUGUGACCGCCUUUUGGGAUAUUAUUCCUAUGAUCGACCAAAAAGCCGAUACCUUCGUUGGCAUCGUGACCGAACUCUAUAGAUUGGACCAAAUCGACGAAAAGCGAUGUGUGGCCAUAGCGAGCGACGGCUGCACUACGAUGAAGAGGUUCGCUGAGGAUCUCAGUGCAUUGUUCGGUGGGGGCACCUUCUGGUGCCACUGUUUAAGCCAUAGGCUCGACUUAGCCCUGAGUAGGGAUGCGUGGACUAAAAGCACCUUCUGUAGGAUGAUUGAGGCAGGGCUCAGAUCGGCAUACCUUCUCUUCAACAGGAGUACAACCAGAAAAAAAGAAUUGAAGAAAUUGCAGGAUAUCUACGGUAAGAUUCAGUUACCAACAAGUAUAAUCGAGAUAAGGUGGAUCUCGAAAUUCCAGGCUGUCGAGGCCCUGACGAAUCCUAGCACUAUGGAUGCUAUAACACACAUGCUCAGGGAUAAGGACCCUGAUGCUCUGACGGCAGACGAAUUCAAUGUGCUCGACCUUCUGGAGGAUCAUCGGGAAGGCCUCCUUGGGCUCAAGAGGUUCCUUAUGCCCUUGAGGAAGCUCACCAAAUCGUUUCAGGCUAAAAAUCUCAAUCUCCAUGACGCGAUAAAGCUGCUGAACGCGACUCAGCGGGAGGUCUCUCUUAUGCAAGGAUUACCGGCUGAAGUCGAAAUCCUACGGCACGACUUCAUCCAGUAUUUGGGAAGUCGCUUCAAGGCAGAUGAGGUGAGCUGGUUGGCCUUCAAUAACGUCUCACAGAAAUAUCCCGAUGACUUGGUGCGUAUACGAUUCAAACUCCUCAAGGAUAAGUUCCAUCAAUUGGGCUGGGAUGAUGAUGACGAAAGCUUCGUGGUAGACUACAAUCGCGUCAUGGGGGCUGCGAAAGAUGAGAUCGACGGUGGACUUGUUCCCGACGACAUCGAGCUGGAUAGCCUUGGAGACUCGUUGGGGGUUGGAAAGAACUGGAAAUUAUACCGUAUGCUAGGGAAGACGGUUUCCCCUACAUCAGUAGAUGCGGAGCGCGCAUUUUCGUGCCUGACACGGCUGAGAAGCGACUAUCGAAGAGCCCUUCACGUCAACCUCCCACAUGCCCUCCGCCUUGCGAUGGUGCGAGGCUCCACCGACGUCAAGGACAACGAGCUCGUCGCCGAGAUUGUAAAGCAUUGGAUGAAUACGCGGGCCAGGAGGAAUCGGCCUAAGGGGAUCAAGAGGUCCGCUGCUGGCUCAAUUAAGAAGGAUGAGCCGCUCGGAGGAGAGGCUUCUUCCGAUAUUUCCGCUGAUGAAGGCACAAGUGCGCAGGAUAUCGCCGAAGAGGCCGGCAGGGACAACCCUCGACCGAGGAGGUCAGCCUACAUCCAGGCAAUGGCCCGGUUCAAGGAGAUGGUCGGAGAUGAGGAUGAGCCUGAUAGUUGA
Molecule: messenger RNA, 2034 nt
Organism: Perkinsus marinus ATCC 50983
Lineage: Eukaryota; Perkinsozoa; Perkinsida; Perkinsidae
Exons: 1
Coding region: 1-2034 (677 amino acids)
Source: RefSeq, a predicted model, not a curated record